AUGAGUAACUGCGAAGAUGCUUCCGAAAGCUCAUUGGAUCCGCUAGCAUCCUUACGAAGAAAUUCAAGCAUCGCCGACUUCUCGAAGCUGUUUCGCCGUCGACGCCAUGCUUCUCACAAAUUUCGAAGCCGAUAUUCGCAAUCCAUCGACACAUCUGAGGCAUACGGAUCCGAGAACAGCCAAGUCCUAUACAUGGCACCGAAGCAGAAAGCGAGGGCGCGAGACCCGUCUUUGUCCUGCAUCAGCAAUGCGUCGAAUCGAAGGAUGGACGGAUCACCGGACACCAAGGCAGACGUUAGGGAGGCAGAUCUAGAACAGCAGGCAGCCUUGAACAUCAUAGAUCGGGAGAUCUUUGAGUGGCAAUACGUCUGCCAGACAGGUCGCCCAUACUGGUGGUCGCCAGAAGCAAAAUACCAUCGCAUCACGAAGGUUCCACCGCGAACCACGAACGAAUCAGGCCCGAGGAUAUGGUACAGGGAGGUUGACGAGCGUCCGAAAGCCGCAUACGAGGUUCAACGCCGAGCAGUUUCCGACAGCUUUCUCUCGGAUCCAAGCACUAUCCACGACCUAGCACAACUCGUCGCCAUCCAGCUUCUCGGCGCAUGCUUCACACUCCCACCAGACUCGAUUGUUGGACUGCCAUCCCCGAAUUACACAAUCUUGGAUAAACAUGGCUCAACACGACUCCCAGAUCCUCGAAUGAUCAGCUCGUUGCGGAUGCAUACUAAUUUUCGAUAUUCUCCGAGUUUCGGACAUCAACCGCGCAACUCGUCGCCUACCCAGGUAUGGCAUGGAACCUAUGAUGGCUCCUCUCCACCUCCGUCUCCGCGAGCGGGAAAGAUGAGGGCGGUGACACCGGAUAUCGGAACAUCUGGAGGUCCAUCAAAGCGGCCAAGACUUCAUCGAGCCCUACAUCCAACUGAAGGAUCGGGUUUAGAAGGGUGCGAGGUAGGGGAGCAGGGAUCUUGCUGCAACAAUGAGGGACUGGAUCCACCGGCUACAGAGACUGCCUGGUACCGGGGACAAGGCGUCCAUCAUGCGGAUUGUAAAUCGUUCAAGUUUCCACAAUUCCCACGGAAAUCCCAGGAAUAUUGCGAAGGAGAUCGCCCGGCUUCCGAAGCGUAUCGUAUUUCCAAACCAUCACCUAAGAUGAAUUAUCUCCUUCAACCAAUGCUCAGAUCCGAACCACAGCAUGUGUUUGUACAGCCAGUCAGAGAGUUGGUGGUCAAGCGAUGGAGAUCAUUCACACGUCGGUUCGGAGGAGGUCUGCAUUGUGCUUUGCCACGAAGCCGAUCAGAAUACCACACGUCAGGCUCUGAGUCUGAUGCGAGUGAGGUAUCUAGCCUAGCUCUGAGUACUGACGCAAGGAAGAGGAGACUGAGGGCACAAGAGAGGGGUGAUAUCCACAGUUCCAGCGUCGAAAGUACCCCGCACUUCAACUCCCCAGCGAGUGAAGCGUAUUCUCCGGACCCUGGUGGCAGAAUCAGUCCUUGCUUAAUUGAUUCCCCAGACGCCUCGACCUCCACACCUGCAGAAACUCUCAGCAGGGCUGCAUCUCCAACGCAAGCUGACAUCAGGUCUCUCGUGAAAGGCAAAAAGCCGAUGUUGGAGCCUGUCUCUUCAUCGCAUACCUUGAUCUUCGCGAGGAGUCAAACUUGUCCGAAAAGUUCGAUUUUGGCCAGUGGCGGUUCUAUGCACUCAAAGUUUGAUUCGCCUCCGUCUUUCCCCUCCCAGUCCCCAUCACCCACGUCUUCUCAUUCAUAUUCCUCGAGGAAGACUGCCAACAGACAACGAAGACGAAGCAUGCUUUCAGAAGUUUAUACACCAGAGGACUUCCAAAAUCAUUCUAGAGCAAAAGAGCUGGCGGAGAGGAGCAUUCUGAUUGCGGCUGGGAGCACACUUGUAAGUCCCAUGGAAGAAACUCUGCCAAGACUCAACACCCAGGUUCGAAGGCAGGAACAAGAGGAUGCCACUCCUGGUUGGUCUUUUGGUGCGUUUAAUAGUACGACGGACUUGAGAGUCAGCCACAGGGAGAGUCCAGGAUUUCCAAGAACGAGCACCAGCGGAACUCAAAUCUUCACCCCGGAAUCUGACGGAGUUGAGCUUGACGGACUUCCAGUCGGACCAGACAGAAGUCGUUGGGCACGGAAAGGAGGUAGAAGAGAGAGGACGUACUUGUGA
This is a messenger RNA of Hyaloscypha bicolor E, 2181 nucleotides long. RefSeq lists its product as uncharacterized. The coding region runs from base 1 to 2181 and encodes 726 amino acids. The transcript has a single exon. The record is from RefSeq and is a predicted model, not a curated record. NCBI's taxonomy places the organism in Eukaryota, Fungi, Ascomycota, Leotiomycetes, Helotiales, Hyaloscyphaceae.